AGAGCAGCUCCAGUUCCAUGAAACCCUCCUUCUUACAUUCUCUUGUGCAUCUACGGAGUCACACAACACACUGGGAUGAUGGAGCACUGGCCAUUCUGGCCCACUCUGGUUCUUAUCUGCUUUUUAAAUCUGUCUGCAACGUAUAAUGGCCGGACAAAUACAGCAUUCACUAUUGACUCGGUAAAGCUGACCCUCCUUCCUGGAGAAACAGUGGAGCGUGGCAGCAACCUGACCCUCCGCUGUGAAGUCAAGAUUAUCAGUUCCUCACAACUCGUGCGCACUCUGAAGUUCAUGAUGGAUGGGAUGGUGAUCUAUUCCAAAAAUACCAGUGAAGCUGUGAUGGAGUACAGCAUAGUCCCAGCCAGGGCUUCUCAUUCUGGCCUAUACAGCUGUGAAGUCCAAAUCUCCAAAAAAGUGAAGAGCAGCGAAUCUCAGACACUCACUGUAAUAGGCUUGCAGACUCCACUGCUAAAAGUACAGCCUACUACUGUGAAUGAAGGUGAUGAAAUUGAGGCCACAUGCAGUGCUCCAGAGGAAAGCGGUGUUCUUUUUAUCUACUUCUACAAGAACAAUCAAAUUUUCCAACAUACCCGUAGCACAACCAAUUCAGCAACUAUUGUUGUAAAGAUUCAGGAAUCAGGAAACUUCUCCCUUCACUGUAACUACAAACUGUUGCUGUAUCCCAGUGCAGACCGUUCCAGCGACAGCAACAAUGUGAUCAUCUAUGUGCAAGAACUUGAGAUAACGCCUUCAAUACAAAUUUCCCCUGCAUCAGUUGUGGAGGGCGACCGGGUUCACAUUGAAUGCAAAGUUUCAUAUAACUCCCAAGAUGACCUUGAAGUCUUCCUGACCAAGGACACUGUGUUACAUAAAUACAGCAGGACAUUCAAUUAUAGCUUUGUGGCAACAGCAAAUGACUCUGGAAAAUAUAUAUGCAAAUCUGAAAGAGGCAGUGUUCAGAAGCAUGCAGAGGCCCAGCUGAUAGUACAAGAGUUGUUUUCAACUCCUAAGCUAAGCCUGACUCCAGAGCUUGUGUUCGAGGGACAACACUUCAAUCUGAGCUGUAGCUCUCAAACACAUAUCGCUCCCAUAGAUGUGAGGUACAGGCUGUACAAAACCAUGAAGCCUCUAAAAGAUGGACAAGUCUUCAGCAUUUUAGCAAGCAAAGCCAGCAGCGGAAGUUACUACUGUACGGCCGAAGCUAAAGGCAUCACCAAAACAAGCAUGUCUUUGGUUAUUAAUGUUAAAGAACCUGUUUCAGCUCCAGUCAUUCGCACCGUUGGAAAGAUGAUCAUUGGGCUGCCAUUUCAGCUCCAGUGUGAGAGUGAACUAGGAACGCUCCCUAUUACCUACACAUUAUUUAAGUUUCACGAGCCAGUGUCAUUCGUGACAGUGACUGGUCCUCAACGCAGUGCUUUAUUCAACAUCUCCUCCAUCAGGUACAGAAAUGAAAGCAACAGCUUCACCUGCCGGGCCAAGAACCAGGGAUCACACUACAGCAAAUACAGUUCAUCUCUCAACACAAAAGUCAUAGAGAUGGUGUCUACACCAAAUUUGACUCUUAACACUAGGAGCACCAUGGUUACCGAAGGUGUGGAUCUCAUUCUCCACUGUAAUGUGCAGCAAGGAACAUUCCCAAUUACCUUCACCUGGUACCGCUUAGGAUCUUUGACGCCACUGAACGCCACAAAAAUUAGCCAAACACAAGGAUCUCACACCAUUAAAUCCAUAACCCGUGAUGAUGAAGGAAGAUACUUUUGCAAGGCCGCCAAUGAAGCUAAUCAGUCAAGGGAAAGUGAUUCUGUGAGCAUCAGAGUGACCUUAGCAGGCUGGAAGAAGGCUAUCAUUGGAGUGUCCCUAAUCUUUAUUUUGGUGCUCAUCAUCAUCAUUCUCGUCCUUUUCUUCAAGAAAGCACAUACACCACGGAAAAAUAAAAGAGCAGUUGAGUUGUCUGUAAAGCCUGUACAUGCUAAAUCUGGUGAUCCCAUGAGGGUGAGUCUGACACUCGACUUUGAGGACAAUGCUGCAGCCACUCCUUGUAUCAUGGGCCGGAAUGUGUGGAGCGAUCAUGUAUCAAGCUCAGAAUCUGGUGAAGAGAGCGAGAAGGAAGAGUCUGAGAAGUCUCAACACGCUGAUGAGCCGUCCGUAAAGAAUAUGGACUCUGGAGGAGAGCUUGUUAUACAUGAUACAGACACAGCGAAAGGAGAUUACCAGAACAUCAAACAAGAUGAAACAGAGCAAGUGGAGACUGAUCUGGAGUAUGUUCAGGUUAAACACUGUGAACCGGAACCUGAGUAAACUCUUCACUCACUUCACUUAGACAUACCGCAUGUCGUUCACAUCUAAUUUAUUCUGCUUCCACUCCAGCUCCACCUGCCUGCCAGUGAGAAGACCCUGCUGCUGUGUAUUGUAUACAUUCUGUGCCAUUUCAUCAGACAGGAUUAUUUUUGUAUAUGGUGUGAAUUAGCGGUUGCACAAAUCAUUGUGUUGUGAUGUGACACAGUUGUGUAGCUGAGAAUAAAGACUGAAUUUUAAUCAAGA
This is a messenger RNA of Hemibagrus wyckioides, 2541 nucleotides long. RefSeq names its product platelet and endothelial cell adhesion molecule 1a (gene pecam1a). Lineage: Eukaryota; Metazoa; Chordata; Actinopteri; Siluriformes; Bagridae. The transcript is spliced from 15 exons. The coding region runs from base 76 to 2298 and encodes 740 amino acids. The record is from RefSeq and is a predicted model, not a curated record. Gene Ontology annotation, molecular function: transmembrane signaling receptor activity. Gene Ontology annotation, biological process: cell surface receptor signaling pathway.